Nerophis lumbriciformis (worm pipefish) is the source of this 1645-nucleotide messenger RNA. It is a transcript of the gene mkrn4, whose product is annotated as makorin, ring finger protein, 4. Lineage: Eukaryota; Metazoa; Chordata; Actinopteri; Syngnathiformes; Syngnathidae. Gene Ontology annotation, biological process: protein polyubiquitination. Gene Ontology annotation, molecular function: metal ion binding; ubiquitin protein ligase activity. The record is from RefSeq and is a predicted model, not a curated record.
GUAGAUUGCAAACGGUGACGAUCAAAGAGGACGUCACGUUUCUAUUGGCUCGUCGCUACGCCAAUUGGCAAAGCGACCAACUGCCAACUGUUUAAACAGUCGGUUGGGGGAAGCGGCCAGAUCGCAUGCACAGCAGCAGGAGCAGCACAAACACACACACACACACACGCACACACACACACACACCAAGGGAGGAUUCCGCCAUGGAUCGCUCGUCCUCCAACCGUAGCGGGACUAUCUGCAGAUAUUUCAUAAAUGGUUCAUGCCGGUAUGGCGAAACAUGCAACUAUCGACACGAGUAUCCCACUGCACUGUCAUCCCAAAUAUGUAGAUACUUUCAGAAAGGUGGAUGCUGGUAUGGUGAACACUGCAGGUAUAUCCACCUGCCUCAACCUGAAAGUCAUGGGGAUGGUGGCGGUCGAAGAGCGACUGCACAAACUGUUUCCUCCUCCUCCUCUCCCUCCUCAUCCUCUUCCUCAUCUUCUAUCUCCUCCAUGGUCCAACCUCCUGCUGACCGCAGAGGGUCAGUGAUGUCUGAGAUGACGUCCAGGCGGGAACGCCACACUUCAAAUACUGGGAACCUUCAAGCGGAGGAACAAUUCCAAUAUGCUUCUUACCAAAGAUCACCUAAGAACUCAGAAUGGGCAUCUGCAAGUGAUGGCAAAGAGUCAUUUGGACAGGAGGCCCCAACCAAUUCCACUGAAGACGUGGGUGCUGCUGCUGCGGCCUCUAGUUCCAGCAGGACAUCAGAGGCUUUCCUCAAGAGUCGAGACGUCAUCUGUGGUAUUUGCAUGGACAAGGUGUAUGAAAAGAUGGAUCCAAGAAACCAGAUGUUUGGAAUCUUGCCCAACUGUACCCAUGCCUUCUGCCUACAAUGCAUCAUGACAUGGAGAAAAACGAAGGACCUCGGACAAGAAGUCGUGAAAACCUGUCCACAAUGCAGGGUGAGAUCCCCCUUUUACGUGCCCAACAAAUACUGGGUUGAAGGCCAGGCCAAGGAAAGUCUUAUAGCUGACUUCAAAGACAAAUUCAGUAAGCGUAGCUGCACUUACUAUGCACGAUACAAAUGCUGCCCCUUCAAGACAGAGUGCCUUUACCGGCAUGACAAGUCUGCACGACGUAGCUCAUUUCUGUGCAACACGGAUGAUGAUGACGACGACGACGAUGAUGACGACGACGAUGACUACGAUGGCGUAGACCUGCUCAAUUUCUUCAUUGCCAUGACUCUUCUCAGUGCUGAUGACGACGACGACGAUGACAGUGACGAUUUUUUAUUCCUAGACAAGUACUGUUUCUGAGCCUUUUCCUUUCUUUUUUCAGUGUUUGAACCACUGAAAUAGGCCAGAAAAUUGUAACCCCACAGUUGUAAUAACACAACUGCUCCUGCCCUUGGACAAUUAGAACUGUUGGGGCAGGCAAGGGUAUUCAUACACCAUGCAGGUUUAUGUGAGGUCAUACUAUAUAGCACCUGUUUUCACUGACUUGCUCAAACCAGAGAGACACUAAUCUGACCUGACCUGCUGCAGUAGACGGCAAACAUGAAUUGUACGCACAUCCUUACUCAAACUAAUGUAAGCCGUCUUGUGAGGAUGAAUAAGGAUUGGGUUUCGGCUAUGCCCCCCGGUUGUUUUUUUUAUAUAGAGUA